Molecule: messenger RNA, 2083 nt
Organism: Rhododendron vialii
Lineage: Eukaryota; Viridiplantae; Streptophyta; Magnoliopsida; Ericales; Ericaceae
Exons: 8
Coding region: 286-1767 (493 amino acids)
Biological process (GO): mRNA 3'-end processing
Cellular component (GO): RNA polymerase II, holoenzyme
Molecular function (GO): RNA polymerase II complex binding
Source: RefSeq, a predicted model, not a curated record
UUGUGAGUCAAAACGGUAUCCCCACUUGGCUUCUUGACAAGAGAAAGACUCCCCACCCACACUGUUCCAAUCCCCAUUCCCAAAACUCUAAUCCGAAGCAAGUCAAGCACAAUUCCAGGACUCACUCUUCUUAGAAAUUCCGCGGAGGUGGAAAAUCCAAUUUCCCUCCAAAUUCCCUUUCUAUUCAUGAACCAAUCGACCCCUCCUCCUCUGCGAUUUUUCUCUUGAAAAGGUUGCUUCUUGUUCAGAAGUUUGCCUGGUGGGCAGGCUUUGUUGUUGCAAAAAAUGGGUACUACAUUUAACCCGCAGAUUCUCAUGGAAAAACUGUCCAAGCUCAACAGUUCGCAGCAGAGCAUCGAGACUUUAUCACAUUGGUGUAUCUUCCAUAUGAACAAGGCAAAACAAGUUGUUGAAACAUGGGAUAAAGAAUACCAUCACUCCCCACGUGAGCAGCGACUGUCUUUCCUGUAUCUCGCGAAUGACAUUCUGCAGAAUAGUAGACGAAAGGGGUCAGAGUUCGUUGGUGAGUUUUGGAAGGUCCUUCCCAAUGCGCUCCGUGACGUAAUUCAGAAUGGGGAUGCGUCUGGUAGAAAUGCUGCACUGCGGCUGGUCAGUAUUUGGGAGGAAAGAAAAGUUUUUGGCUCUCGAGGGCAGAUUCUUAAGGAGGAGCUUGUAGGAAAGAACCUCGAAAGUAGUAAUCAUGGAAAUGGCAAGGACUCGGGAUUGAAACUGAGACAUUCUACUGGAAAUGCGUUGGAUCAAAUUGUUUCAGGUUAUCAAGUUCUUUAUGGUGGCCAACAUGAUGAAGAUGCUAUAUUGAGCAAAUGUAGAAAUGCUAUUAGUUCAAUUGAGAAAAUAGACAAGGAAGUUGGGGGGGACAUUAACUUGGGUAAAAUUAAUGGCUCUGGCAUUGUGGAAGAGCUUCGAGGGCACCAUGCUUUAUUGAGAGAUUGUAUUGAACAGCUCACAGCAGUUGAAUCAGCGAGAGCAAAUCUUGUGUCUCAUCUGAGAGAAGUUCUUCAGGAUCAGGAACUCAAACUUGGUCAAGUCAGCAAUCAACUUCAGGUGGCUCAAUCCCAGUCAGAACUGGCGGGUAACUUAUGCGGACAGUUACUAAACACCAAUCCGCAGAUGCUGGCUGAGCAGAGUAUGAAGGAAACUCAUACAUCCAACGCAUCUCACAAUUAUAUAAGGGGAAAUGGAGAACAACCAGCUCCAGUAAUUUACACUCGACAGUUGCCUUCUGCUGAGAAAUCUGGAGGAGAAGACUCCAAAGCCGCAGCAGCUGAAGUCGCGGCCAAACUUACGGCAUCAACAUCCUCAGCCCAGAUGCUAACUUAUGUUCUCUCUUCUCUUGCAUCGGAGGGCGUACUUGGCAAUCCUAUGAAAGAAUCUUCGGGUGAUAACUACCCUGCUGAAAAGAGAACUAAACUUGAGCAUGAGCACCACUCCUCUUACAUUCCACUUGAAAAUCCUCAACCACCACUUCCUCCAGAUGAACAACCACCUCCACCACCAUCUCCGCCUCCGUUGCCGCCACUGCCGCCUAUGCAUAUGUAUCCAGUGCCUCAGUAUGGAUCAAUUAGUGUUCCAUAUGGCUAUCCACCACCAAUGGCUGGUUAUCCCAUGGUAGGGGCUCCGAUCAACGGUGGGUCACCCUUUACAGCUCCUCCUCCAUAUAAUCCCUACCAGAGUUUUCAGGGACCGGAAGGUGCUUUCUAUAUCCGGCCAGCAUCCGUGCCAAUGGCACCAGUCUCGAGGCAGUAGGAGUACCCGUUUUGUUUGGUGAUUGCAAGGAAAACAUUUUGGGUGGUAAUUGAGGCAUAAUGGAAUACAUGAACCGUUCUUUGUUGCCCAGCACUGGAAGUCUGAUAGUAUAUUUCUUGCAAUUGUGCCUUAUGAUUGAUCAUCCACAGGACCACAGAAAUAGAGUUUGCACAUAUUAGGUACAUGUUUGUAUUCCAUAGUAGCAAUGCAUUUUAAAUUUAUAGUGUUGAAAUAAUGAUGUAAUUCAGUUGUACAAGAGGAGUUGGUUUGAAGAUGAUAAGUUUAACCAUGUUGAUCUUGGAUUCAUUCCUGAUAA